Molecule: messenger RNA, 1436 nt
Organism: Triticum aestivum (bread wheat)
Lineage: Eukaryota; Viridiplantae; Streptophyta; Magnoliopsida; Poales; Poaceae
Product: probable long-chain-alcohol O-fatty-acyltransferase 5
Exons: 1
Coding region: 133-1191 (352 amino acids)
Biological process (GO): lipid metabolic process
Source: RefSeq, a predicted model, not a curated record
CUGUUGUAUCAGUCUGAUCCCUACACGGGUAUACACGGACUUCUCUUUUUUUUUUUUGAAAUAAUACACGGACUUCUCAUUGAUUGACUGUGCCAUCCGCAGGCUCGUCUCGCACCGCGUACCCCUGGCGCCAUGCAAUCCCUCGGGCAUCCCACCUCUGCGUCGGAACUGAGGGCGCUCGCCUGGACGACGCUCCUUGUUCCGAUGUGCGCGGUCUACGCGCGCUCCGCCUGCCGCCGCCUCCGUCCGGGCUGGCCCCGCCUCGCCGCAAUCCUCCCGACGCUCCCCGUCUUCAUCUACCUGCCGUGCUUGUUCAACUCCUACCACCUCCGCCUCUUCUCAACCUUCUUCCACACCUGGCUCGCCGCCAACAAGCUCGUCCUCCUCGCGUUCGACCUCGGCCCGCUCAAGCCAUCCCUGCCCCUCCUCCCAUUUCUCCUCUGCACCGGCCUGCCCAUCAGGCUCCGCGAAGGUCCACAGCCUACCAGCCAUUCUGCGUCGCCGGGACCGUCCGUCGCCGAUUUCCUUGUCCCCUGCGGCCGCAGCGUUCUCUUCCUCACCGGCCUCGCCCUGCUCUUUCCACACACUGGUUCGCUCCCUCUCUACGUCGUCCACUACCUCUACUGCGCACAGAUCUUUCUCACGCUCGAUCUCGUCUUCUCUUCCGUCGGCCUCGUCGCCGCUGCCGUGCUGGGCUCGGCCAUGGAGAGGCAGUUCAGAGCGCCGCUCGUCGUCGCGUCGGUUAACGACUUCUGGGGCCGGCAGUGGAACCUGAUGGCGGUGGACCUCCUCCGAGCGUCGGCGUACAAGCCGGUAAGAGACCGGUGGGGCCGGGACGCCGGCGUGCUGGCCGCGUUCCUCAUGUCGGGCGUCCUCCACGAGCUGCUCUACUGGUACAUGACGCUGGAGCCGCCCACGGGCGAGAUGCUGCUCUUCUUCACGCUCCAGGCCGCUUUCCACGUCGCCGAGCGGUGGGCGAGGGUUGCCGGGCUGUGGCGACCGCCCAAGGCGGCGGCGUACCUUAUUGGCACCACCUUUAUGGUCGUCACCAUAUCGGAGCUCUUCUUCGGGCCGUUCAUCAGAGCCGGCACAGACGUGCGUAUGAUUCAGGAGGCCGCCGACGCGGUGGGGUUGGUUAGGGCCGUCGCUAAGCGUCUCAUCGUCCGUCUAUUUGGGGAUGCUUCGAGUUAGAGACAGAAGAGUAACGUUCAGCUGUCAGGAUAUUUCGGGCUUUUCAUACUAGGUAUAAUCUGUGGCCGCUAUGCUUGCUUGGUUUCUUCUAUUUUCCUGAUUCUACUUCUGCCAAACAAGUUAAGGAAAGGUUUAGUAUUGUUGUUAGUGAGGGUUCGACGAACAUUAGGGAGAUUGAAGAUGAAUUGAACGUGUACUGUACUUUAUUUCUCCCUGGAGAUGUAACCUCUUCCUAUUGGUCCAAA